GUUUCUUCCCAUCGAGGUUUUUUCCCCUUGUAUUAUUAAAACAAACGAUUCCAACGUCAUGGCUUGAUGUCGUGCAUUUGGACCCCAUCUCAUCUAAGUCCGAGAUCCGAGCCUGGCCUCGGACUUCCGAACAGCUUACGUCUCAGAAAAAAGUGAUUCACGUUUUCGUUCACUUGCUCCCGAUGUCUAGCCACUUACCCCAAGGUUUGGCCCCUCUGCGCGCCCUACCUUAUAUCCGCGGAUUCACAUCGGUAACAAUGACGGAAUCUCAAGCAAACAGCAGCAGCAACAAUCACAAUAACCUACCUGCGCCAUCCGAAGAUGACGAGCAUGAUCACGAGCAUGAUCAUGACGAGCAUAACCAAGGCCCAGCUCGGAAACGCCAAAGGGUGCGACUCUCAUGCUUAGAGUGUCGCCGUCGAAAGCUAUCAUGCUCAAGGGAGUUGCCUUGUGAUCGUUGUGUCAAGUCCGGCACACCCGAUAGGUGCACAUAUGAGUCAAGACCGGGUUCAACGUCGGUGUCGACUGGAGAAAAGACGCCCUUUGUCCCUACUGCUCCUCCAGCAACAUAUGGCUCUGAACCUCGUCGUCCCUCUGUGAACCCUUCACCAGUCCGCCGCGACGUUGAGCCCUCGGCCCUGAGAGAUGCUGCCCGUGACCAUGAGCGGAUCCGCCGGCUUGAACUCGAGGUCGCUCAACUAAGAGGAAGCUUAUCAAAACAAACCUCAGUUGAUGGCAGUACCAUCGUUGCCUCACCAUCGACCCUCAAGGACUCCGGCAAAGAUGGCCAGUCCGUGCCCUCAAACCCCUCAUUCACCCCACAAAAUGUCGAGGCUGGGGUGACUGAAUACCAAAACCUAAGGGGACACGACUUCAAGACCAAAUACUUCGGACCUCAUAAUGCUUGGUCGUCCCUCCAGGAACUCACCGGGAUAUUUCAUUUUAUGAGAGAGACAGCCGAAGAAUGGCUCAAGCCUCUCAAUAUCCAGAAGAAGGACCGCGGAAAACGCAAGCAGGAUCGCGAGAAGAAAGCCACCGAGCCGGACCUAGGCCUAGAGUCUCUCCUUCCUUCUAAAGAGGAAACAGACUCCCUUGUGUCUGUCUAUCUCGACCAGUUUGAGCAGAUUUAUCGCAUCAUCCAUGUACCCACCUUUAAAGCAGAGUAUGAGACAUACUGGGACCCUUCUAAGACCAAAGUCGCCUCCUUCACUGCUCUUCUUUUGGCUAUGAUGUCCGUGUCCUGUUGUCUUGAUACCCAGGCAUCCAAUAAGUUCGUCGGCAUCAAAUCUAGUUCUAUCCAGAUGGCCGAGAAGUGGGUUAGGGCAUGUGAUGAUUGGCACGACAAACAAAGCCAAAAGCAUCGCAAGCUAGUCCAUUAUCAAAUUGCUUGCCUACUCUACCUUGCCAAGAAAGUGAACCUUAUCAAGAAGAAACGAUUUUGGACCACUUCCGGGAAGCUAAUACGUGAUGGUCUCAACGUCGGACUUCACCAGGAUCCUGAUCACGUGGCAGCGAAAAUCUCUCCUUAUAUGGCAGAAAUGCGACGAAGAGUAUGGGCUACCAUAAUCGAAUUCGACGUGCAAGCAUCAUUUGAUCAGGGCCUCCCGACCCUAUUGAGCUCGGUUCAUAAUGACACCAAUCCGCCGAAGAACGUCGACGACGAGAGUUUCGACGAAAACUCACAGGAUCUUCCUGUUUCUCGUCCGCCGAAUCAGUACACAUCAUCGUCAUACCAGCAUCUCAGCCGCCGUAGUUUAGGACUUCGGGUUGACUUAACUAAAUUGCUGACGGGCCCACCCAUUGAUCUUGAAUGGGAGCAAGUCCUUCAAUAUAGCGAUAUGGUCACUCAUGAGAUUGACCAAUUACCAGCAUGGGACUUGGAUCACGACAAAGAUUCCACUCAGAAGCCAAUCUUGGCGCACACACUGCUGCAUAUUCAACUUAGACAGUACCUCAUCCCCCUACAUCAACCGUACUUGAAACUCAGGAAGUUCAACUCGAAGUACCAAACAGCAGAACUCACAUACUACACUGCCGCACGGGAUAUUGUCAUGAUGCAUGAUCGGUUGUACCAAAAGGGAAUAAGGACCUUAUCUUACCUUCGCGAAGAUACCAUGAAUUCCGUCAUAAAUCUCUGCAACGUAACGCUGCACCAACCUAAAGACUCGAUGACCUUAAUCAUGUCAAGCGCACAAGACACCCUUAGGCUCGUAGAAAAGUGUAUUACAAUGAAGGAAGAUCGGGUGUUGAGAUGUGGCAAUAACGAUCCAUGGGGUUAUUCAUCCAUGUGUGCAGCUUUCGGCCUCCUAGAAACUCAUAUGGGAAUUAAGACAUCGGAAGCAGCCAAGGCGUCAGCAGCCGAGCGCUUCAUUAGUUUGCAUUAUAAGCUACUCGCAUUCCAGAUCCCCCCUUAUCCCAACCAGCAACCAGGAGCUUCUUCAACGUCACCACAGACAGCUCAGGAUCCGAUCAGUCGAGCCAAGUCUAUCACACCAUUUCCUAUGGAUGCCACACCUACAAUGCAGAUGGCAAAUACGCCGUAUCGGGAUGGCGUAGCACUAACAAUGCCGUGGGUGCUACCUUCGUCAGACUCUGGUCAGGUUCCUACCCAAAACCCCGAAUUCAACUUUGAAAUGCUUGGAUCCGAUCUCAACGAUCUAUGGGGGGACUGGGGAGGGGGUGAAUUUACAUGAUACACGUUUCCGACGAGCCGUUUUCUCAAAGUUGGUUCUUUUUCUUUUCCAAUAUGCUGCUAAGGUGCAGGAGGUUGCUCUUAGCAAAUUGUUUAUAGUAAUUCCUGUCCCGUCUAAGGGCGGAAAAUACAAGUCGUGAUACCCUGAUGCUCCGAACAUGAAAUGAUUCGCUACGCGUUAAGAAGCUCGUGCAUUGUUUUUAUGCGUCACGAACGAAUGUUACGGAUGGCGCGCCGUUACAAACGGGCCGUAUCGAUGUAGCCUUAUCUAGGAGUCUCGAUUGACAGCAGGGCGCAUAUCCACGGGCUUAUGACUGCCG
This is a messenger RNA of Hypoxylon trugodes, 3012 nucleotides long. RefSeq names its product fungal-specific transcription factor domain-containing protein. Gene Ontology annotation, molecular function: DNA-binding transcription activator activity, RNA polymerase II-specific; RNA polymerase II cis-regulatory region sequence-specific DNA binding; zinc ion binding. Gene Ontology annotation, cellular component: nucleus. Bases 183 to 2693 code for a protein of 836 amino acids. The transcript is spliced from 5 exons. Lineage: Eukaryota; Fungi; Ascomycota; Sordariomycetes; Xylariales; Hypoxylaceae. Gene Ontology annotation, biological process: DNA-templated transcription; regulation of transcription by RNA polymerase II. The record is from RefSeq and is a predicted model, not a curated record.